Messenger RNA from Sipha flava (yellow sugarcane aphid), 1135 nucleotides. RefSeq lists its product as uncharacterized. NCBI's taxonomy places the organism in Eukaryota, Metazoa, Arthropoda, Insecta, Hemiptera, Aphididae. The transcript has 8 exons. The annotation marks the transcript as partial. The record is from RefSeq and is a predicted model, not a curated record.
AUGAUUCUUGACUGUUAUGCACCAAAUAUAACAGAUGGCACUUGGUUCAGUGCUUCGAAAAUUGCUGGACCAUUAGAUAAAGAGAUUAUAGCUAGGAAUGUUGCUAGAGCAUAUUCUGGCAGUGAAGACAGUGAAGAUUAUGUACAAAACUAUAAUCCUGAUCAAUCUCGUAUUCGAAAGUCAACUAAACGUUAUUCGCCUGAAUCAGCAGCAUCAACAAUAACUUCCAAAGAAAAUAAUUCUAAAAAAAAAACUAAUAAUCAACAGUCAUCAAAGAAUAUGUCAUUACCUGAACCGCCAAUAUGUCCAAUGGAAACUAUUAAAGAUCUUAAAAAUGUCUCAAAAAUUCCCACUUCUGUAAUUGAUGAACAUUUCUCAAAUGUUUCUGAGAAGCCAAUAAAUAAGACGUUUCCAUUAACAAAGAACACACAACAAAGUUCAAGUAUUAAUUAUACAUCUGAACCUGAAGAAACAUCACUUACAGAGAUGUCUGAAAUUUGGCAAAUUGAAUAUGGGUGUUCUAUAAGAAAUCUAAAAAAAAAUAUUCAGUCCAAGUUGGAGGCAAUAUUAGGGCUAGUUUCAAUGCUUAAUGCUACUCAAGCUAAAAUGUGUACAUAUUUAGAGACACUUGAUAAAAAAAUAAACAUGGUUCUUGAAGCAGACAAACGUCUUCGAGCACUAGCAUUUCCGCAACCUAAAUUAUCUGCAGCGUUUAUUGAUCUUCUUCCUAUUUCUACUAUGGAAGACUUAAGUGAAGUUGAGCGGUUGUUACAUCCAGAUUCUAAUGAUUUCAUGAGAAAUAAGGAAGACUUGAAAUGGUUUUGGCUCUUUAAAAUUGGAAAUAAACAUUUGAAUUCAGCAGUACGGACUGCAAUGAGUUUUGUUAUGACCCGCACAAUUGCAGCAGAUUUUAGUUUGAAAGGAAAAACUAAAUUGAAAUUCAGUAAUUUGAAUAUUUUUAAACCGAAUAUUUCUCAGGAUGCAUUAUCUGGAUACAUAAAAACUCCUGAAGAUGAAGUAUCAUUUACUGAUGUAGUACAAAAUUGGUUAAAACAUGCACCACUUCCAAAAACAAAAUGUAACACUGCAGAUACCACCACAAACGAAGAAAAUACUGUCCAGAAAAAUGACCUUU